Messenger RNA from Penaeus vannamei (Pacific white shrimp), 708 nucleotides. The record is from RefSeq and is a predicted model, not a curated record. NCBI's taxonomy places the organism in Eukaryota, Metazoa, Arthropoda, Malacostraca, Decapoda, Penaeidae.
AUGCGCCCAUCCACACCACCCAGCCCCAUCCACCACACCAUGCCCCAUCCACCACCAGUGCCCAUCCACACACCAGUCUCAUCCACUACACCAGUGCCCAUCCACAACAUUGCUCCACCACCACCACCACACACAGUGCCCAUCCACACGCCCCAUCCACCAUCCACCCACCAGUGCCCCAUCCACACACCAGUGCCCAUCCAUCCCCCAUCACACCAGUGGCCACACCAGUGCCCCAUCCACCACAUCAGUGCCCCAUCCACCUACACCAGUGCCUCAUCCACUACACCAGUGCCCAUUCCACCACAUCCCCCAUUUGCCCCAUCACACAGUGCCCCAUCCACUACACCAGUGCCCCAUCACCACACCAUGCCCAUCCACCACACCAGCCCAUCCACCACCCAGUGCCCCAUCACCACACCCGCCCCAUCACCCACACCAGUUGCCCCAUCCACCACACCAGUGCCCAUCCCCACACCAGUGCCCAUCCACUACACCAGUGCCAUCCACCACACAGUGAUCCACCACACCAGUGCCCAUCCACCUACACAGUGCCCCAUCCACCAACACCAACACCGUGGCUCUUCUGGAGGAGGUGAUCCCGAAGUCACCGCAGGAAUUGCCUUCCCCUCGUCGCUCUUCAACUCGCAACCAACGAGAUGUUACAAUCCUGAGCAGAUGCUAGGAGCCCCAUUAUUGUCACGCUAA